Messenger RNA from Lytechinus variegatus (green sea urchin), 2846 nucleotides. Its product is annotated as TRAF-type zinc finger domain-containing protein 1-like. NCBI's taxonomy places the organism in Eukaryota, Metazoa, Echinodermata, Echinoidea, Temnopleuroida, Toxopneustidae. The transcript has 15 exons. The record is from RefSeq and is a predicted model, not a curated record. The coding region runs from base 135 to 2552 and encodes 805 amino acids.
CUCGAUCGAGACGAUAGAGGGCGACCAUACCACAACAACAAUGAUCUGCUGAAUUAGAGCUGAACUGUUUCGCACCGGGAAACUACUUUAUUCAAAGAAGUUAAAAGGGGAGGACAGCCCAUUUCCAAGUAAUCAUGGAGUCAGGAUCCACAAAGUAUUGUACCAACUGCAAGGAGGAUAUUGCAGAAGGUAACUUCAUCAUGCAUGAAGUUCAUUGCAGGAGGAACAUCACCUUGUGCAAAGACUGCCAAGAACCUGUUCCAAGAUCAGAAAUGGAAGAGCACUUUGAGGAAUACCACAAGCCAAUUACCUGCAAGUGUGGAGAAACAGUGGAAAAAUGCAAAGUGGAAGAACAUGAGAAGAACGAGUGUGCACAGAGAAUCAAACACUGUGAAUACUGUGAACUAGAACUCCCCUUCAUUCAGAUGGCUGAGCACCUGAACUACUGUGGAAGCCGCACGGAAUGUUGCCCGAAGUGCCAACGCUACAUCCAGAACCGUGACCGGGAUCAGCACGACAUCACAGACUGCGCAUUCCCUGACCAGAAACCUUCCAUCCCACGGCAGCCACCCCCCGUGGAAUCGCUAUUUGAUAACCUUGAAGACUAUGAUGAGACUACCUAUCAUGCUGUGACAAAUCGAUUUGCGUUUCCAGAGUACGUUGACCCCAAUGAUCUAGACGACAAUAUGACAAGGCCGUCAGUGAGGAGUGUUAACGUGAGCAGCUCACAGUUCUACGGGGGAAGCAAGGACAAUCGAAGUAGUGCGCAGGAUGCAAAUCCUGGAGGACGCAACAGGAGACAGAGGAAGAAUCAGGAUAGAGUGCAGAAUAUUUAUAAGAAUACAAACCAAAGAAAACCUGUAGCAAGCAAGAAGAAAGAUUCUACAAAGCAGUCUAACACACAAGCAGCUGAUCAGAUGGAAGCUGACCGCCUUCUGGCUCUCAGCAUCUCGAACGAGGAUGACCAGGUCUUUGGUCUGGACAACAGCUUUGAUGCCCUCCUUGGCAGUGUCCAACCUAGCAACCAUGGGAACAGGGAUUUUGAUGACAGUGAGCUGGAUCAGUGGGAGAAUGAUAGAGAUGCCGGUUCGCCGUCAAGAAGACGACUGGCUAGCCGAACAUCUCAGCCAUCGUUAUGGAGUGCAUUAGAUGAAAAUGGUAUUUCAGGAGAGGUUGUUAUGGCACCCUGUGAAUUCUGUAAUAAAGCAUUUCCUCUGGAUGAUCUUAUACUACAUCAGACUGGCUGUCAGAUGGAAUCCCUAGACCAGGUACUUGAUCCUAGUGAAAUAACAUCAGUGCCUUCUAACAAUCAGCAUCAGACGGUUCCUCAAGGCUCAACUGCAGUGCAAACACCAGUACUAGAUAAUCUUAGAAAGCCCAAUCUCCAGAGGUUAAUAAGCCCUGAACCCCUUCACCAUUAUCUUAGUGGUUCAUCAGAAGAUGGGUCUGUCAUGUUACCUUGUGAGUUCUGUGGGGAUCUUUUACCCGCAGAGUUCCUACCUCACCAUCAGUUUCACUGCAGGGAGAGUCGACCCACGAGGUCAAACCAUGAAGUCGAGUCUGCCCUCCAGGAUCUAGAAGAGACUCCUCCUAGUCCCACCCUGGUCAGUAGAUCCAUAGGGAGAACCAGGAACACGUUGGGAACAUCGAGCCCUCCUAAGAGCAGGAGUUCUAGGAGGAGACAGGAGGAUGCAAUGCUGAGGAACAUGUUCCCUGCAUCAGGCUUUGAUGAAGUUGAUGAAGGAGAUAAUAGACAUUCAUCUAAGGUCAAGAGGUCAUUUGGUCAAGCGGACGAUGUAUCAGGAAGAACGCAGUACAGUAGACCUCCAAAGAAUAAAAAUAGUAAUCGUUCAGGUAAGAAUGUUGGUGUAAAGGAGAAUGAUGUAGAUGACUACCUAGCCAAAAAUGAUGUCAGCUAUGUAGGAUCGCAUCAUACAGGGACUACCCUACCACUCAAAUCUAGCAAUAAAGAGCUAAGGAAACCUGGAACCAAACCAGCAUCAAAGAAAUUCACCAACAGCGACUAUGCCAACGACAACCUGAGCUCUGACACGACAUCGUUCCAACGCCUCCACCAGGCAACGUCCAAAUCCAACACCGCAGCUGGUAGGGGUCUGAAUAACAUUCAGAAGAAACGAAGCGAAAGGCAGGAUAGUUUUACUGAGCUGCUUUCACAAUAUGACAAUGAUCCUGUGUUCAUGAGAGAGGACCGGGAUGGAAGGAGCGGUGUAAAAAAGACAAACUCUAGAAAGACUCCCAACAAGGGAGCGUAUAACACGGAGAGGGUUGCAGGUGCAACAGGAUAUGUUCCAAGCUUUGGGACCGAUUCGAGUAGGAACAAGAAAACUACCAAUCCAAGUUCUGUCAGACUUGCUGCAAAUUUCACUGUGCCAACCGAUGCUGUAACGAGAGUUCCUGGUGGCAGCAGAGCGGGGCUUGAACCAGCAAUCUCUUCAGGUAUAUCAUCCAGGCCCAGAGGUACAACCAACAGGCCUUCAUCCAAGACAAGACCUAAAGUAAAAGUAACAAGACAUCCCAGCGGCCCAUCGUGAAAGCACCUUGAAUCCACUUCCAUUGAUUAGUCAUUAAUAUCCUAAAUGUUGGUAAGAUUUUUUUCUUCAAAAUCUGUAGUAAGCUAAAAGAUACAAUUGAUUGUUCAAUCAAGCACAACUAUAUUGGUAAACCAUGUACACAAAGUUACAAUCAAUCAUAAAUAUUGGCCAUAUCGCUUUAUGGUACUCUUUUAUAUCUCUUUAUGAUUUGCAUCCAGGGCCGAUUAUACAAACGUUGACGAUCAAUUGCUAUUAAAGUGGUAUGGCCUAUCAAGAUCAUCUUUGCAUGCGGAG